AUGCAGGAGCCUCUUGUCUUCUCGCCCUCGUGUGUGCAGCUCCUUUCUCAGUGGGGCCUCUCCUCUUUGGACGCCAAAGGCAUAAAACGGCCGGACUUCGGGGGGAAGGCGAGGAGCAUCUGGUUCCGCGACCUUCGAGCCUUCAGUGGCAGGUUGCUGCGGCGGGAGCGCUGGGAUUGUGUUUGUAUACGACCAAAGGACUUCUGCGAGCUGGUCACAGAAUGCGUUGAUGUGUCGUGGGGAGCAGCCAUCGUGGGUGAGAAUGGUGUGAAGGAAGCAGGUGGAGUAGCAGGGGAGGGGGAUGAGUGGGUGACGGACAAGCAAUGGAGUGGCGCCGUUGAGGACGAGAGCUCCGCCUUCCGCUUCUACGACGACGCGAUCCACAUGUACGGAGGCAAGCAGAGCUGCGCGAUCGUCUUCCGGCUCCCGAGCAACAUCAUCAACUGGAGUAUCAUCAGGCCGACGGAGAUGGAAGGAAGGAACGCGUUGAGCGAGUGGAGGAGCAUGAUCACAAGCUGGCAGCUGAACGAGGACGGGAGCGUCGAGAUCCCUGCGAGCGAGGUGAUGCUCCUCCGCGAGUCCUUCGACCUCUUCGACACGGACAAGAGCGGUGCACUUGACAUGCAAGAGGUCAAGGUUGCCAUCGAGCAGUGCGGACUUGCCGUGUCGGACGAGGACCUGCAGGGGAUCAUCGCAGAGGCAAGAGGAGGGAGAGGUAAGGGCUUCCUCUUACAGGCCAUGCAGAUCGACAAGGACGGGAGUGGAGAGUUCGAAUUCGUGGAGUUCGUCGAGCUUGUGAAGACGCUGGUGUUGAGGAUCCGAGAGGCGGAGGAUGCGGAGGAAACGGCCGUCAAGCUGCGGUCGGAGAUCGACGGCAUCAAGCUCGAGCUGAAGGCUCGACAAGAAGAGCUGAAGCUGGCGGAGGCGAAAGUCUUCGAGCUGAGGAAGGCCGGGGCCCAGGGACCUCUCGACAUUGAGAAACGAGCUGAGGCAAUUCCGCUGGAGCUGGACGGGUUGAAGGAUGACCUAAGCAAGGCAGUGAAGAAGCUCGAACGAGCCGAGGCCGUGGGGAAGAAGAAGCAGGGGGAGGACGAGCUAGAAUGGGAGGUCAACGCGACAGACCGGCCACAGCGGAAGGUGGUGGAGGACAGAGCCGUCCUGCCCUCGUGGGUGCUGGGGCGCAUGGUGCUUGUGGGGGACGCGGCGCAUCCUCUCGUGCCCGGGACGCUCAUGGGCGGGCAGGAGCUCGUGGAGGACGCGCGUCUCCUUCUCGAGUGCCUUAGCUCCCACAGCAUUCCAGCUGAGAUUCCCAACGCGCUCGUCGACUUCUCAAGGAAGCGAGUCCCCUCUGCCGCCUACUCUCACUCCCUCGCUCGGCGUCGCUUGCAGCUGCUCUGCACGCCGGUGGAGUGA
Guillardia theta CCMP2712 is the source of this 1413-nucleotide messenger RNA. RefSeq lists its product as hypothetical. The coding region runs from base 1 to 1413 and encodes 470 amino acids. Gene Ontology annotation, molecular function: calcium ion binding. Lineage: Eukaryota; Cryptophyceae; Pyrenomonadales; Geminigeraceae. The record is from RefSeq and is a predicted model, not a curated record. The transcript is spliced from 14 exons.